AUGGUUAAAACCACAACGAAGCGGAAAUCCGAAAGCGCACUGCCGGCCGGUACAAGCAAGCAUCGCAAGACGUCUGCCAGGACGGAAGAUGCGUCGGAUUCGGCAGUUGGAGAGUCGAGCGAUCAGCUGUUCGUUGACCAAGAGCUUGUCGCGCCCAAGCAUAUCAAGAAGAGCUCUAUGAGAACGCGCAAGUCAGAACCAGUAAAGCGCACUUCACGAUCAGAUGAAUACGAAGAAGAUGAGGGUCGCAUGGGAAGCAAGCAAUUCCUCGCAAUGGUGGAGUUCUACGGCGAGAACAAGAAGAACAUACGAGCAGCUAAAGCAGCUUCCAACUACCUGGGCACAUUGGGGAGCAAGGUUGACGAGGCAGAGGAAUCAAUAAAGAAUCGUCUCCAAGUUCUGGGCAUCGAGGCAACUAAUAAAGAUUCAGACUUCACAAAGGCCUUCCAAGAUGCAUACGCAGCAUCGCGCCCACUUCCCCAUUCCGCGAGUGAUGGAUCACAGGUGAUGGGCCAGUCGAAAGACGUCUCAUUCGCUACUUUAUUUGAGCGAAGCCAGGAAAUCAUUCAGGAUGCCAAGCUCAUCGUCGAAAAGUUUGACAAUGCUCGUCGAAAAACAUCUGGGAUCAAGACUUCGCAGUUGACGGACAACAACUGGGAGGACGAAACCAUGCAAGCUACCCAUAUUCUGGCGAUUGGACACAAAAUCGGCUUGGACAAGUACGAGACAAUGUUAAUGGGAUCUAGUGGGCCAGACAUUGAGGAGGAGGAUUCGGUCUCUGCCAACCUCAUAUACCCAAAUACUGAUGGCAACGUGUCCGUUCCCUGGGGAGGCAUUGCCAAGAAGGGUGAGAAGACAAUGCGAAAGCUGCUUAAGGCUAUUGCCAUGGAGACAGUAUAA
Cadophora gregata is the source of this 900-nucleotide messenger RNA. RefSeq lists its product as uncharacterized. The record is from RefSeq and is a predicted model, not a curated record. Bases 1 to 900 code for a protein of 299 amino acids. The transcript is spliced from 4 exons. Lineage: Eukaryota; Fungi; Ascomycota; Leotiomycetes; Helotiales; Ploettnerulaceae.